Messenger RNA from Gossypium raimondii (Peruvian cotton), 2823 nucleotides. RefSeq names its product MADS-box protein SOC1. The record is from RefSeq and is a predicted model, not a curated record. Gene Ontology annotation, biological process: positive regulation of transcription by RNA polymerase II. Gene Ontology annotation, molecular function: DNA-binding transcription factor activity, RNA polymerase II-specific; protein dimerization activity; RNA polymerase II cis-regulatory region sequence-specific DNA binding. NCBI's taxonomy places the organism in Eukaryota, Viridiplantae, Streptophyta, Magnoliopsida, Malvales, Malvaceae. Bases 2037 to 2570 code for a protein of 177 amino acids. The transcript is spliced from 3 exons.
UUUUUUCUACAUUGAGUAAUAAAUAUAUGUCCAUUGUGCAAAAAGUAUUGUACUCAUCUGGGAAUGUAUAUUUACUAAACUUGCCUGUUUUAAUGAUCUAUAUUUGGCAAAAAUUCAGUAUAAGUCAUCAAAAUGUGCUUUAGGCUGUCUUUGAAAUUUUGAAUCAUGGGAAAAAUGUGAAGACAUUGAAAUGUAUUAAAUGUGAAAGAAUUGAAAGUAUAAUAUAUGGGAGAAAACAUUUUCCAAUCUUGUUUGAGUGUGAAGGGAAAAUGAGAGGAUAAACUAAGAGACCAAUUAAAGGAAAAGGAUUCCAGUUUUUUCUUUUAAAAUACUGUUUCCAUCUUGUUUUCUUGUUCAUUUUCCUUCACUUUUUUUCUAACAUCUAAAUUAGCAUUAAUUUUCUUUAUCAAGUGUGAUUUGGCUUAUGUAGUGUUCGUUUGCAUGUUGUCUGAAAAGCUUAAAAUUAUGGUUGGACAAGAUGAAUAGGUCUAGUGUUUUGCUGUUUACCUGCUAUAGUUAUAAAUGGUUUACUCUCUGUACCUCCAAAAAACUUCUUCUGAAUCAACUUUCGUAUUGGUUCUUGUUCCAUCUCAUUGAUGGUGGCAGCUACUAGAGUUGUCUACUAACUUCCAUACCACAAGUCUUAGGAUCUUGGUGGAUGCCCAAGGAUUGCGUUGGAGAGAGGUUUGGAGUGAGAACGUUUUCUUCUAAUUGAUAUUCUCAGUAAGUUAAUUUUCACUGGUAUUAGGAUUCAAUAUAGUGCGUAUGAUAGUCCUGUUAGGAAUAGGUUUCUUACUAAACUCUAACCAGGAGUUAGAUACAUGCGAGUGUGUAUAGAUGAAUGGAUUUGACACGAUUUGACCUAACCUAUAAUCCAACAUAGCUGGAAAUGGUUAAACUUAUGUUUUGAAUUUUAUGCUUGAUUUGAUUAUAUCUGUGUCACAAUCAUUGUUUUCUCUUCUAAUGGGUCAACAAAGAGGUAAAAUGUCCACCUUUAUUUAAUCAAUCUUUGUCGUCACUUUUUUUAAGAAAUAUGUAAAUUCUUUAAGAGUUCUCUCCGGGUAAAAUUGGAUUUAAAGGUAUUUUUUACUCGAUUUAAAUUCAAAUUUUAGAUAAAAUAAAAUAAAAUUGGAAUAGAAUUGAGUCGAACUCGAAUACAGAGAAAUGCUCUAAACUUGAUUGAGUGCUAUUAUAAAAGUUAAACCGCAGGUGCAGAGUCGUUGAAGUCUGGGUCUAUUGAUGAAAGAGGCGACAAGGAGGUUAGUAUAUCUUCUAAAACCACUGUUGAGUAUCAAAUUUGUCAACUUGUUGGGAAAUCUUGGACUAUGAGGUUAAGCUUUACGAGAUGGUCUUUUGCCGGUUGAGUAUGAAAUAAGUUAGACCCUUUGUUACAUUUCGCAGUAUCAUAGCUUUAAUUGAAAUAGAAAUAGUUAAUUAGUUACUUUAGUAUUACUCUGAAUUGUGUGACAUCUAUCGUUUACUUAACUUCAAAGCACUUGAUGAAAUGGGAGACCGUAUAAAUGAGCUGGAGCAGAGCAUCAAUGACCUAAAAGCAGAGAUAGGAAUGGAGGGCUCUCCAUCCCCUUUAGCCCCACCUAAGCAAAAGUCAGACGGAGCGAAUCAAGAGGAUGACUCUGCAUAAAACUUGGCCAAAGAUUGUAUUUAGCGGUUAAUUGUGAAUGCAAUUCAUUCUAAUUUGGUGAUAUCUUGUUUUGGGUUUAGAUGAUUUCGAUCUUAGCUUUCAGUUGUUUUUAAUUUGGGUUCUGAGGUUUAUUUAUUGCGUGUGGUUUUAGAUCAUUAGGGACACAGUUCACUUCAGAGUUAUGUUAAUUUGGUUUUGAGUUAAAUUUUGUAUGAUCCAAUUGAGUUGAGUUAAAAAAGGGUUUUCUGGGUUUUAUAAUUUGCUUCUUUAAUAACUGCUUUUCUUUUUUUGUUCAUUUAUAUUCUUAUGUUUUCCAUGUGUUUGUUUUAAUGCCUGUUUGGUAUUUAAUAUAUAUAUAUGUUUUGUUGGCUUUGAAGGUACGAAGAUCCUCAUCAUGGUGAGGGGAAAAGCACAAAUGAGGCGCAUAGAGAACGAUACGAGCAGGCAAGUUACAUUCUCAAAACGACGAAAUGGGCUACUAAAGAAAGCUUUUGAACUAUCAGUUCUUUGUGAUGCUGAAGUUGCUUUAAUCAUCUUCUCUCCUAAAGGCAAGCUCUUUGAAUUUGCAAGCUGUAGCAUGCAGCAAACUAUAGAACGUUAUAGGUGGCAUACAAAGGAUAACAAAACCAAUAAGCCAAUUGAACAAAACCUGCAGGUUAGCAUGUCUUUUGUUUUUGAUGUCUUAAUGCAAUUAAUUAUAGAUUUAUUUAUGAUUUUCAUCUCUUUACUUUAUAUAGAUUCUCCUCCAUUUGUUAGUAAACACAUGAAUUUGAAUCGCUUGUUUUUGUUAAUUGUCACCUAUAAAUUGCAUCUAAAGGCUGAAUCAGCAAACAUGUUGAAGACAGAGGAUCUUGAAGUUUCAAGAAGGUAUUGGUCUUUUUAUAAGAUUCAACCCCCCACCAAAAUAUAUAUUGGGGUUAAAAUAUAAGGUAAGUCCAUGUACUCUUAAAAAUUUUGAUCCAUCUGGACAUUAAAGGCUUUCUGCCAUGCAGCAAUAAGCUCCAGUUGCAGGCUUUUUGGCAUAUGUAGAAUUAUCUCGGCACUCACAAAUGCUUUUGCUUGCCAAGGAUGUUUCUGGUCUACUUAGAUGAACAAUGCUUAUUUGUUUUUUUGUUUUCUUUUAACUAUAAAUGAUAAGAAUGGAGUCUUAAUGACAAUUAUUAUCAAUGCUCUUUUACUCA